Messenger RNA from Brassica rapa (field mustard), 4831 nucleotides. RefSeq names its product protein GrpE. Gene Ontology annotation, molecular function: protein homodimerization activity; adenyl-nucleotide exchange factor activity; protein-folding chaperone binding. Gene Ontology annotation, cellular component: chloroplast. Gene Ontology annotation, biological process: protein folding. The record is from RefSeq and is a predicted model, not a curated record. Lineage: Eukaryota; Viridiplantae; Streptophyta; Magnoliopsida; Brassicales; Brassicaceae.
CGACGAUGGCUAUUUCCAUAACUCAUUUCUUCUCCUUCUCCUCUUCAUCGCUCUAUCCGUCUCCAUAUUCAUCAGGAAAAUCGAGAAUCAUUCCCUUAAGAAACCUUCAUCUCCAUGGCAGACCGCCUUCAUCUCCAUCCUUUUCGAAACUAAACCGAGGGGUUCAAUUCAUAUAUCUAUCUCCUAUAACCGUCAACAGUCAGAGAAGUCACGUAUCAUCUCUCUCUGCCCACCAAGCUUCACCAACUAAUGGCGAAGAAACGAAUUCAAAGCACCCACCAGAUGUAAAAACCCUGAUUAAAGCUUAUAAACAAGCUCUCUUCAAUGGAGACCAACUCACCCUUACAGAAAUCGAAUUGUUUUUCUGCGAAAUCGAGAAGGAAAAGAAUAGAUUCGACCACAAGGUUUUAUCAUUAUCAAUGAAGAUAGCUUCAGAGAAGGACACGAAAAUUAGGUUGCAGGCUGAUUUUGACAAUACAAGGAAAAAGCUUGACAAGGAUCGGCUUAGCACAGAGUCGAACGCAAAAGUGCAAGUCAUGAAGAGUCUCUUGCCACUCAUUGAUAGUUUUGAGAGCGCUAGGCAACAGAUUAGACCCGAUACAGAAACGGAGAAGAAGAUCGAUACAAGUUAUCAGGGAAUUUACAGGCAAUUCGUUGAAGUGUUGAGACACCUUCGUGUUAAAGCCAUUCCAACUGUGGGCAAGCCAUUUGAUCCUUUGUUGCACGAGGCUAUUUCGCGUGAAAAAUCUGAGGCGGUUAAGGUAGGGAUGAUAACCGAGGAGCUUACCCGGGGUUUUUGUCUAGGAGAUCGGGUUCUGAGACCAGCAAAGGUUAAAGUCUCUCUAGGACCCAUCAAGAAGAAGACUGUUUCACCUGCUGACGAGACUACACCUUCUGCUUGAGCUGAUGUUUGGUAGUUCGUUUGCUGCUUAGAGGUGGUUUUACUCAUGGAUUUGAUCAGAAGCUUCAGGUUCUUGUCGUCUGUUUUGGUCUUUAACAAAUACGUUGGCUGAUGGUGAGAAGAAAGAUUAUACUUCCUCUCAGCCGGUGGUGAGAGCAAUCACUUUCCAGCAGGGACCAAGAGAGCCAUGCAAGAGCUAUGGAUGGAAGGAUUGUACAAGUAUCCAGAGAGGACAUAGCAUAUAUUGUUCAGUUGGCCAAUGGAGUAGACAACUUGUUUACGCAGCAACACAACAUCCCAGACAACAAUCCAACUGUUAUAGACGAAUAUCCAGAGGAUACAAUAACAUGAAUUGGUUCACACCAAAUGUGCAAACCUGUUAGUCAUGCAUCGAUCGACGAGGUUGCUUCUACAUCGAUCGACGAGGUUGCUUCUACAUCACUCGACAGAGUAACACCAACGUCGCUCGAUAAAGCACCUUCACCAUCGAUCGAUAGACGUUACGAAUGUGGACGUCACGCUUAUGACAGCUAUGGAGCUAGAAAGUUCAGAUGGGAAGAGAAGGACGAAUAUGGAGUCUACAGAGACGAGUCUGGACAUGCAAGGAGCACAGCUGGUGAUAUGAUUCGUGUUACCAAGGAUGACAUCAGGAAAAUUCUGGAGAGAGCAUCCCUAUUUGGAGAGGGUCACAUAUGUCUUCCAGAACAUGCCACUUCCUUCACACCUACAACACUGGCACCAAAGAUCUACACCAAAGAUGAAAUCAAUGAGAUGGUGACUGAUAUUUGUGGAACUCAGGAAAAGCUUGGAGAUGAACUCAAGACAUUGGUAGAUGACACUUAUCAGCAUUUGGACAGAGGUUACAAUGAGCUUUUCAGAUGUAUGGCAGAGUUAAGGACAGAGAUUGAGAGUAUGCAGCACAACCUUGAGAAAGAAGCUACGACAUUAACAUCGAUUGACGCCAACAAAGCACCAUCGAUCAACGUCAAGCCACAGACAUCCCAUGUUCCGGCAGAACCAGAAAGUUUGACAGAGAAGAAGGAUGAAUGGGAGAUCGCAUACAUUAACACGAGGAUUAACGACGUUUACAACCCUCUCAACAACAACGUGGACUGGUUGAGCAUGGGAAUCGAUCUGCUACAACAAGAAUUGGACACCAUUCGCAUGAAUGAUCCACAACCAGCCACAUCGAUUGAUAUUUUCAACAUCACAUUGAUCGACACAAGGUUCGCAGCAAUGGAGGAUAGGUUGAAAUCGUAUGAGGAUAUGCACGACCGUUUCACCUCACCUAUCAUGCGCUACUUGGACACCUUGUCUAUACAGAUGAUGAAUGUCCAGAAGGACAUUGGUAAGCUUAAUGAUCAAUAUAAUUUCCAGGAAGAAGGUUUAACAUCGAUCGAUAGGUUCCGCGGGACAUCGCUCGACGACAAAAAACCUACAGAACAUCUUCCCUACACAGCAGCAGAAGUUCAUCAGAUCACAUCAAAGCUUUACAAAGCUAUGGACACCUUGGAGGACCGACUUGAGAAGCGGUGUGAUGACAUCUACUUUCCAUUCGACGUCAAAAUCAGUGGACUAGAUAGCCAAGCAGAAUGGCUACAGAAGGAAGUCAAAGCCAUUCAAAGGCAACUCGCAUCUCAACACCAUAUAUCAGCAUCAAUCGACGGAGCACAUUCCAAAUCAAACGACAGUGCUACACCAGCAACGAUCGAUAGACACUUGGUCGCAUCGAUCGAUACCACGUCCAUACUAGACGGCACACAGCUGAUACCAAACCACAUGGAGGCAAUGCAGGAGCAACUGAACGAGCUAUCAGAAUACGCCUACAGCAAGAUAAGCUGGCAUCAGUUCAGCGUUGAAGACAUCCUAGAAAGGCUACAAAACAUCUCAAAUGCAGUACAAAAGAUGGAUGAGAUAUGGACCAGAAAUGAUGAGGCCACAAUAAGUUUCGUUGCAGCUUGGUCCAUAAUGUGCAGAGAUGAGGUGGAUGCUUGUUUCCCAACAAGUAGCUGUUUUUCCACCAACUAGCCACAUACCUCCAAAGUCAAGCUAAUUGACUAUAACAAAGCGCUGAGUGGGAGGCAACCCAUUAUUAGGUAAUUUUAAUUAGUUUUCUUAGUUAUUGGUAUUUACUUUCGUUUAUAUUCUUUCAGAUUUAUUGCAAGACCCAAGUAGGAUGAUUACCAAUCGAUGCAUACCUAUGCACAUCGAUCGAUUUCCACCCUGGUCAGGUUUAUCUUCCUAACUUGUUACAUUUGUACUUAUGAUUUAUUUCCACCAUAACUCCGACUGUGUUACACUGGGACAGUGUAAUUUAAGUCUGGGGGAAGGUUUACCGAUAUGAUUUAUUCUAAUUCUUAUAAAAAGAUUUUUUAUAAAUUAUGCUUAGCUAUAUGAAAGGGACUAUGAUUUUAUUACUUGAAUGUCUAACCACUCUUUAGCACCAUUCUAGAUUUACUGAUUGCAGAUAGUACUAAGAUGCUAAAGUGGAUCAACCUGUCAACUAUACACACUUGCAUUGAUUGUUUGAAGGAACCAAAGCUGACCUCCAAUACUAAACCUAACAUAACCGCUUUGUCUUGGGGCUUAGUAUACAUGAGAUCGGAUUCUUCAGACAAGUCUGUAUGCUAAAGCCUUAUGUAGAUUUAUUUAUCACAACUUUCUCUCUCUAUUUCGACCCUAGAGUUGUUAGUAUUAGUUACUAGCUUUUUUAAAAAAACAAAAUUCCCAAAAUUAUUAUUUAAAUAUGACUUAGGAUUUAGUUAGGUGGAAUCUGAACAGGACUUGGUGGCUAAAACCAUUAAGGCUUGCUUCAUAAAGAUUCCAAAUAAAGAAUUCGAACAUGACUUGGAGGCGGUAAUCUUCAAGGCUCGCUUCACAAAUAAUUCUUGGAUAUAGGUCAAAAAGAAGUGAACAGGGCUUGGUGGCAACCACCAUUAAGACUUGAUUCAUGGAAGCAUGUCCAAUCUUAGUCACUGAUCCUGCAAUGGAAGCAGACUUUGACUCAAGAGAGAAAUUAGAGAGAGAAAAAUUAUGAACUAACUUUUACCUGCAGUUCCACAUACUUGUAUGAAAAUCCUUGCAUCCUGUGAUCGAUACUCCCAAGGUAAAGCAUGCACUUUUAUAUUUAUGCUAAGAAAUGAGGUUAGUAGAGGGGAAUGUCAGACAUGAUUUCCUAAGUUGUAGACUAGUUGAACUUUGUUGCUAAGCUAGGAUAUUGCAUAAUGUGCUUUUGUGAUUAGGACUUUAGAUGUGGUUUGCGAAAUUGUAGAGGUGCUGAUUUCUAUGUUUGAUAUCUAUAAGUCCUUGUUGUUUUCAAACCUUUUUCAGAAAGACUGCCUGUUUUAUUUGCUUGAGGACAAACAAAAGGGUAAGUCUGAGGGAGAUGAUAUACCAUGCAUUUGACCCAUUUUCAUCCGUAGUAUAUAAGUAUUUUACUAUUUAUAUAACUAUAUAUUCUAUCUUAUUAGGUAUGUUUUCAGGUUAAGAAGUAUCUUGGAGUAAAGUGAUGACUAUGGAGCAUUUAGGAGCUUAAAUGAGUAUUCAUCCGAGCUGACCAUUAGAGGUCGAUACAAAGAAGACACAAUCGAUCGAUGCAUAUCCAGUGUCGUCGAUCGACACAGAAGAGAAGCCUCGACAAUUGAAGAUUGAGAUCGAUCGAUGUACAUCCUGUACCUUCGCUCGAGACGCGGAAUCAAGACUUGGUUACAGCCGACUUAAAACCCUGGACUUCACCAAAUUACAAGAUUACCCCUGACGAGUUUUUAACCUAAUAGAUAUAUACUUGCCUAAGUGUUAGGAAGCAAGAGAGCUUUUGGCCACCUUUGUAUUCUUAUUUUCAGUAGAGAGUUUUAGGAGAGAAGAUCAUAGAGAGAUUUGUGAUUGGAACUCCAUUGAUUCAUCUAUUCUAUUCUAUGCAGUUUUUAUUUA